GAACUGCAGAUGCCUUCCAGGGAAGAGGUGGAUAGCUCUUGAGGCUGAAAGAGAGGAGGCAGUCUCUGAAAUAUCAACGGAGACGAUGUUUGCUGGUCAUGAAAGGCCAUUCCAUGUUGUUACUCCUGUAUUGGAGAGCGUGGCUUUGUCCCAGGCUGCUGGCAGCAGGGUCUACAUGAAGAUGGAAAACGUGCAGCCCACGGGCUCCUUCAAGAUCCGAGGCAUUGGCUAUUUCUGUCAGGAGGUUGCCAAGAAGGGGUGUCAGCACUUGGUUUGCUCAUCAGGUGGUAAUGCUGGCCUUGCGGCUGCAUAUGCUGCCAAAAAACUUGGUAUCCCAGCCACCAUCAUUGUGCCGGAAUGCUCUGCACCAUCCACAGUGAAGAAACUGGAGAAACUGGGAGCAGAGGUGGAGAUCUUUGGGAAGGUAUGGGAUGAUGCCAAUGACAGAGCCCUGGCGCUGGCCAAGGAAGGUGGCUGGGUCAACAUCCACCCCUUUGACCACCCAUCAGUGUGGAAAGGUCAUGGCAGCCUCGUCAAGGAGCUGAAGGACUCCCUGGAUGCCAAGCCAGGAGCCAUCAUCCUGUCAGUGGGAGGAGGCGGACUGCUGGCUGGUGUGGUGUCUGGCCUGCAGGAGGGGGGAUGGCUGGAUGUGCCCAUCGUUGCUGUGGAGACCAGAGGGGCGGAUAGCUUCAGCGCAGCCAUCCAGGCCGGUCGACUUGUCACUCUGCCUGAUAUAACCAGUGUGGCAAAGUGCUUGGGGGCCAAGACAGUGGCACAACGGGCAUUGGAAUGCGCCAGCGAGUGGCCAAUCAUCUCACAUGUGUUGGAUGAUGUAGAAGCUGUGAAAGCCGUGGAGCAGUUUCUGGAUGAUGAGAGGAUGCUCGUGGAGCCCGCCUGUGGAGCAUCUCUGGCCUUGCUGUACUCUGGCCACAUCCAGCGGCUGCAGGAGGAGGGACGCUUGAGCCGGACCUUGGACUCUAUUGUUGUCAUUGUGUGCGGAGGAAGCAGUAUCCAGAUGGAGGGGCUCUGGAACAUGAAGAACCAGCUGGGGAUGAAGUGAAGAACAGACUCUCUAGAAUAGCCAGCAGGUGGCAAGUACCUCUCCAGCAAGGAAACUUCAGUCUCCUUACAGAUUAGAUAAUUGCCGCUCCCAGUGGUUUUAUUGCCAUAUUUGGGGCUGGGAAGAAAUUUCACCCCUGCAAUUCUAAUUCACGAAUAAUCCUUUCUUAAUAUCAAGCCAUCAAGGUCCAACAUGGUGUAGUUCUUAAGCUUUAAUCCACUACUUUCCACCAAGGAUCAUGAAAUCCCCAAGUCUAAAAUAUACAUAAGAUAUACAUAAAAGUUCUGGUCAUUACUGUGAUUUUCUUAAACAGUAACACAAAUCCAAGAUGCUUAGGAGUUAUGAAGCCCCCUUGCAAAAAGAUCAGUGCUGUCUUUUGUGUUUGGGUGCUUACCAUCAGCAGUGCAGGAGGCAUAUUGUUUUUCUCUGAUUCUAAUGAUUUCCCUGGCAGUGGCCCAGGGAAGGCAGCUCUCAGCCAGUGCAAGCCAUGUGCAGAGCCUGGAAGAGGUGUGGUUCUGGCUUGUCCCUUCUCCUUUCCCCCCUCCUUUGUGGGGGUGGAGUCCUUCUUCCACUGCAAGUAGGAUGGACAGGGGCACCUUGUUCAAGGGCCCAUAGAACUGGACCCCUUGGUUCAAUGCACUUGAAACUCGGGAGAGUUUUUAGUGGACAGGCAGCCCCUCAGCAACUUUGGUGUCAUUUGGCUGAAAAACACCACUCCACACAUACCCAAGUCUACCAUAAGGAAUAAUGGCAGAGCUGCUGGAUGGGACAGGAUGAAGAGGUUCUUUGCAAAGGAAACCUUGCUCACUUUGUGAAAGCAAACCAACAGCAGACCACAACAAGGAAGGAGGGCGCAUAGAGAGGUAACUUUUUAAAUUGUGAGCCAGUCACUAUAACAGUAGAAAAAUGAAAUGGAUACAGGCAGGGGUUUUUUAUAUAAAAGUUUGUGGCUAGCUAGCACUCUCCGGCUAGGCCACCACUUGACCGCCAUUUUUCCUCCAUAGGAAUCAGUAGAGAGAAGUGUGCCUGAACUAUUGCCAGGUCCCCUUACCCCUCCCACCUGGCACUCACCUUCUUUUUCCGUGCAUGCUCCUGGGGCAGCAUGAUGAUGUCACUUCUGGGAAGUGAUAUGAUCAUCAGGACCCUGGGAACCCUCCUGCUCUUUGCAGUGGACUGAUUUGGGCUCCAAACAUCCCAGGAGUGACGUCACACCACCCCAGGAGUACACCUGGGAGGCCUGUUCCCUUGCCUUUCCACCUACUGGCCAGGUGAAUGGUGGUGGGGUGGUGGAGGGUAGGAGCUGGGGAUCCCCCAUCCCCACCAGGGGACCUGGGAUCCCUAGAACUAAGGCACCUACACUGAGGGUCUGUAAAACCGAAUGCUCAAUCUUUUUGAAAUUUGGGGAAUCUUUCAAUUAAGGAGGACUGUGUCCUGUGCAAAUUUGAAGCCAUUAUCUUUAUAAACAUCUGCCCCAGACCCUCAAAUACAUCCCCCCUUGAAAAUAAUGGACCUGAAAAGCCACAUGAAUUUGAAUCCUGAACCAGAAAUGUCCUACCUGAAAAUCAGCAAUCACAGUAACCUCCACAUCCAAAAUUAUAAUGGUUUUUUUUUUUUUGGAGUACACCCCUACCAGGUAGACAACAUGAUCAUGGAAUGCAAGGAAGGGAGGGGAUUGGAAGGAGCAUCUCCCAGCUGCUGUAAGGCCUUGUAGCAGAGCCCCCGCACUGCUCCUUUCUUGCAGGUAACUUUAUAAAGCUUGAGCUGGCCCAGAGGGACAAGCCCAAGGGGUCUUGGCCUUGGAAGUUAUCGCUUGGAGCUGGGAGGAAGAUCUGCUGUUGGGUGGGGGGAGUUCUGUAUUUGUAGGGUUGCCAGCCUCCAGGUGGUGGCUGGAGAUCUCCCGGAAUUAAAACUGAUCUCCAGGUGACAGAGAUCAGUUCCCCUGGAGAAAAUGGCGGCUUUGGAGGAUGGACUCUAUGGCAUUAUACCAUGCUGAGGCCCCUCCCCUCCCCAGACCCCACCCUCUCCAGGCACCACCCCCAAAAUCUCCAGGAGUUUUCCAGCCUGGACCUGGCAACCCUAGUAUUUGUAGGCCUUUUCUACCUUCUCUUGUUUGGUUGUUUCCAUUGUGUUUUUGUAAGCUGCUUUGGGUCUUUCUUGAGGAGAAAACGAGCAUAUAAAUAGUCCAAUGAAUAAAUAAGAAUAUCCCCUCCAAGCAGAGAAUAAAGACCUAAAUACAGCACUCCCGGCAACUUGAUGAUGCGUGUGCAUAGAAUCCAUAGAUCUCCAGCAUACAUCCAAUUAAACUCUUGCACCUUAUUGCCACCAGCCAAGUCAGCUCUGUAAUAUUAGGUUUGAUUCUUGUUUGCCAUGUGCCACAUUUUGAAGGGCAGAAACCCAGGACCAGGGAUUAUCCCGAGGAUAGGCAAUAAAAGCAACUGUUUGCUGAUGGCUGUGACAAACUAUUUUUAAGUUGAGAGAAGGAGCUGCCUAAAAUCUGGAAUGCCUCCCGUUUGCUCCUCAAACUUGUGAUUUCCACGGAAUGCCGUGGAAUGUGAAAAAAACCAUGGAAGAUAGUGUCUUCUUGCACUAGUUUUGCACGAUGUUGCACAAAACUUGCGUGAGAAGAUGCUAUCUUCUGCGUUUUUUUCGCAAUGUUCCGCAGCGUUCCGGAUGAAGGUGAGUAGUGUGGAAACGGCCCCUAUUAAUCCAAGUCGGUGCAACUCUCACUUCUUUUGGAGAUUAUUAUUUUUAUUCCUUUACAGAUCUUUGUUUCCCCUAGAUGAGUCACUUCUUGUUUCCCUCACCUAUUUGUGAAGCUACCAUUGUUUGGUGUGUGAAACCACAGGCUAGCAGCAGCUGUUACCUAUCGCCUCUGGUUUGUGGAGCGUGCUGGUACCAAGGCUUGUGUGUGGGGAGCAUGGGUCCUCAGCGCAUCACGCUUCUGCCAAGAAGGCAGCUGCCACUUUCCCAGAGAGGUGAAUGAAAAGCACAUUCUCCCUGUACUUAAAACCCUGGCUCCGGGAGCAGGGUAGGCUAAACCGGAUGGGUCCUCAGCAAGGAA
This is a messenger RNA of Eublepharis macularius, 4121 nucleotides long. Its product is annotated as serine dehydratase-like. Gene Ontology annotation, biological process: L-threonine catabolic process; L-serine catabolic process. Gene Ontology annotation, molecular function: L-serine ammonia-lyase activity; threonine deaminase activity; pyridoxal phosphate binding. The record is from RefSeq and is a predicted model, not a curated record. The transcript is spliced from 8 exons. Lineage: Eukaryota; Metazoa; Chordata; Lepidosauria; Squamata; Eublepharidae. The coding region runs from base 86 to 1060 and encodes 324 amino acids.